AUGAAUGGCGCAGUUGAAGGCAUGAAUACCGUAAACCCUCCGCUCAGGGACACAAUUACAUUACCAGUGGGCGGCUAUAUUGUCAUACGGUUUCGAGCAACAAAUCCAGGCUGGUGGUUCGCUCAUUGUCAUGUCGAGCUUCACGCCAUGAGCGGAACGGCCUACGCAUUUCAAGUUGGAGAGCAUGAGGACAUUCCCCCACCGCCAAAGAACUUCCCGCAUGAUUGCGGUGCCUUCAAAAUGCCACCUCUUGCUCCACGUCGGAAAUUUCGUCGUAGUCGUUGA
Messenger RNA from Cooperia oncophora, 285 nucleotides. Lineage: Eukaryota; Metazoa; Nematoda; Chromadorea; Rhabditida; Trichostrongylidae. The record is from the annotation of a GenBank genome assembly.